AGGGCGAGGGUUGGAGUAUUCGGUUACAUGCAGGCCUCGCCUAUGGGUGGGAGCAGUAGGAUAAUCACCUGGAGUGCAGCAGGUAGUGCAGGUAGAACAAGGAUUGCCCGGUGAAUCAGUGCUCAGACUGGCACAGCACGGAACGAGCGGAUCUUAGUGCAAAAGCAGCUCAAGGGAUGAGGGCACAGAGAAUGCGCUGCCUAUUCCCCCAUUUCCCCUACUUACUGCUCUUACAACUCUCCCUGACCCGGGCCGACACACUUUGGACAGCCAACGUGAACUACUCGUACGUGUAUGACAACAAGACCUACGGGGAUGAGGGGGAGAUUGGGGUGUUCGGACAAGACUCCCCCAUUGAAAAGGCUGCGGGCCUGGUGGUCUUGCCCAAGUUUGAUAACUUUAACACCGCCUGCAAAAACAACGCGAACUUUAGCGUCCCGAACGGCUGGAGCGGCCCUUGGAUCGCGCUCAUACAGAGGGGAGGGGGCUGCUCUUUCACUGACAAGAUCAAUAGAGCCGCCGAGAGGGGCGCCCGGGCAGUGGUCGUUUAUAACAAUGGUAUUGACAAUGAGGCGUUUAAGAUGGCUCACCCGGGCACAAAGGACACCAUUGCCAUUAUGAUUGGAAACCUGAAAGGGAAUGAGAUUGUAGAGCUGAUUAAUGGAGGCAUGCAGGUCAUGAUGGUGAUAGAAGUAGGAAGGAAACACGGAUCCUGGAUAAACCAUUAUUCUAUCUUCUUUGUCUCUGUGUCUUUCUUCAUUGUCACUGCAGCCACUGUGGGUUACUUUAUCUUCUACUCGACGCGCAGGUGGAGACUCACCCGAGCUCAGAACCAAAAACAAAAAAGGUUAAAAGCAGAAGCAAAGAAGGCUUUCAGUAAACUUCAGCUUCGAACCAUCAAGCAAGGAGAUAAGGUUCUUGGUCCUGGUGGUGAUAGCUGCGCAGUGUGUAUCGAGCCAUACAAGCCAAGUGAUGUUGUGCGCAUUUUAACCUGCAAUCAUUUCUUCCAUAAGAAUUGCAUUGAUCCCUGGCUGCUUGAACACCGAACAUGUCCAAUGUGCAAAUGUGACAUUCUAAAAUCACUUGGAAUUGCAGAAGACGAAGAGGAAACCACAAGCGUAGCAAUACCUUCUGUUUCCAGUGAAUUGCAGAGAAGCACAGUGCAAAUAACAGAAGUGGAGAAUCGCAGUGAAACAGCUUCUUCUGGCUACGAAUCUGUUCAAGGGGGAGAUGAACAAGUGGAUGACGGACAGCACAUUUAUGAGGACACCGAGCUUGUACACAGUGAGGCCUCUGCUACAUCUACUGAAGUCCUUCCACACAUGGACAACCCUGGAUUUGAAAGUGAGGAUGUCCACAUUCGUGAGAUGAAAUCCUGAAAUCCCCUGGGAAUGCCGUUUUAGCAGGGACAGCUGCACAUUUUAAUCAGACCUUGUUCUUGUAAAAGCUACUGACUAGCAAUAAUUCCAUGUCUUGUUAGUAAACAAAAAAAAGGGGGGGGACCUUGAAAUUUUAUAGGAAGAAUGGGAAAAAUCUAUUUUACAUAUAACUGCAUUCAAUUGUGCCGAAUUCUCUUUUGCAUACGGCUUCUAAUUUUAAUGCACAAUUCAGCAAAUUGUAUUUUUUAUUGAAUCAGAUGAAAAUCAUUUCUAGUUUUAUAUGAAAAUACAUAGAAUAUCAUUUCUUUAUUUCUAGAUACCUCAUAAAAUAAAUUAUAUGUACUUUAUAUUUAUAUGCUUAUGGGGAUGUUAAGUGGUUUCAUAAUAAUCCUUGUUCUAUAUUAUCAAGAAUAUUAAUGUUCAAAACUCUUGCAAUGAACAAGCCUUUUGCAAGCUUAUUUCACUGCUGUUAUGUAAAAGGGCUUAAAACAAAAAGGGAUUAAUGUGGAAAUAUCAGCUAAUACAAAGAUAACAUACGUAUCCAGAUGGUCUGAAAGUUCUAACUAUUCUUUAUCCAGCAAUAUUGCGUGCCCUAAGCAAGCAGAUUGACAUACAGUGCCCCACUAGCCUACAUAUAGGUGAACUCAGUGGGGGGUUAUUUAUAAACACUGGGCAAAUUUGCACCUGGGCAGUAACCCAUAGCAACCAAUCAGUGAUCUACACAAUGUUUUGUAUUCAUAUGGGCAUAUUUAUACAGGCAAGUGCUUAGAAUUGGGGCUAUUGCUUAGAGAACUCUUCUGAACACUUUUUCAAUUGAUAUUUUCUUUUUGUUUUCAUGAUAUUAGCAGCUUAUUUAAACUAAUAUGAAGACAACAAAAAUAAAAAUUGUCCAGAAGAGUAGUCUGCAACCUAACAUUAAAGGGUACUUGUCACAGAAAAAUUGCUUCACUGCACCUCCAAUGGGGGGAAGGAAUUUUCCUUUCAUAGGUGCCCUUGAAGUUGGUGAGGGGGUUUACUCCCUUUAACAUUCAGCUAUUUAAAAACAAUAGCUCUGAGAGAAA
Xenopus laevis (African clawed frog) is the source of this 2440-nucleotide messenger RNA. It is a transcript of the gene rnf128.S, whose product is annotated as ring finger protein 128 S homeolog. Gene Ontology annotation, molecular function: ubiquitin protein ligase activity. Gene Ontology annotation, cellular component: membrane. The record is from RefSeq and is a predicted model, not a curated record. NCBI's taxonomy places the organism in Eukaryota, Metazoa, Chordata, Amphibia, Anura, Pipidae. The coding region runs from base 177 to 1379 and encodes 400 amino acids. The transcript has 7 exons.